Drosophila guanche is the source of this 1333-nucleotide messenger RNA. RefSeq names its product germinal-center associated nuclear protein. Lineage: Eukaryota; Metazoa; Arthropoda; Insecta; Diptera; Drosophilidae. Bases 82 to 1230 code for a protein of 382 amino acids. The transcript has 4 exons. The record is from RefSeq and is a predicted model, not a curated record. Gene Ontology annotation, biological process: spindle assembly; centrosome duplication. Gene Ontology annotation, cellular component: nucleus; spindle; centrosome.
AUUCGAGUAGUUUUUAUUUUUAAUUCCUUUUAUUUAACUGCUCAAUAACCAAAGUCGGUGGUUUGCCCUUGCCGGAAUAUAAUGCGGAGCAUUAUGGCCAAGAUACAAGGCACCUGUGAAGAAUUCUGUCCCGAUGGCGAGAUUAAAAUGCGGGUGCGCGAGAGAAUGCUUCACUUCUUUGAACUCAAGAAUGGUCAGAAGAACGUCCCCGGUAUUCUGGUAAAGGAAUUUACACGCUCUGCCGCUGACGUCAAAAUGCCCAAGAGAGAGGAUAUGCGCACGGUGCAAUGUUUGACCAGGACCGUUGAGUAUCUCCUAAAAGACAUUGUAAUGGAUAACCGAGUGCCCUACCGCAUGGCCUACGAUUUUAUUUUCGAUCGCUUGCGUGCUGUGCGUCGCGAGAUUGUCAUUCAGAUGUUGGAUGCGCAACAUACUGCAAAACUUCUGGAGCCAAUUGUGAUGUUUCUGGCGUACAGCCGGUACCGUCUGUGUGUCGAACCAAUUGAUAUGUUUGAUGCAAAGAUAUGCAACCAGCAUCUGCAGGAGUGUCUCACUGGAGUGCUCUGCUGCUACAAGACUUUUGAAGAGGAUGAAACGGCCCCAAGUCCUACAAUUCGUGAUCUCCAACGACGCUGUUUCAUCGAGUCUGUGUAUCAAGUGUUCAAUUUGGGCUGCCCGGAAUCCCUGGAGCGGGGCCUAACCUUACCAGAGCAUGUGCGCCAGGAUCCAACUUUUAAGCUCAGCUUUCAGAUGAGCCUUUCCUACCACCAGGGAAAUCUCUACCGCGUCCUCUUAGCAUUGCCCAAACUUCCGCACAUACUCUGUGCCUUGGCCGCCACAAAGUUACAGAUAAUACGAAGACGGAUUCUUCAAAUGUUUACGCAUGCCUACAAUAAGCAGUUCAAUGUGCCGGGUUCGUACUUGUUGCGUGUGAUGUUAUUCGGUUCGCCGGAGCAUUUGACCCAGCAGUGCCGCCACUACGGCCUGGAAGUGAGCAAGGAACUUGAGCGUGAGCCGGUGCUGUGUAGUAGGUCGGUGUUUAAGAACCCCGAAGAAACAAAGCUACUGUAUAUACCCGGAAUUGGCAAUGUCCCCAAGGCAGUGCUAUUCAAAAAGUCUGAUUUUAUAAACUCUGCUGAGACAAUUAAGGAGCAGCAUGAACCGUUUGUUGACUCCAAACUGAAAAAGGUUUAUUUGCCAGAAGUUUUACUUCUUAAAAAAUUCACUUGAGCUAGAGCAGUGGAUCUAAAUAAUAAGAUAUGAAAUGAAACGAUUUUGUUAAUUUAUUUUUAAGAGAUAUGUGAGUAUAAAUUAAUGGGCAACCCUGGAAAAA